CAUCAGGUACGUGUAAAUUGACACAUGAGUUCCCUUUCCAGAUGAAAAACCAUUUGUUUCAACCUCAAUUCCCAUUUUGUAUCCAUGUGAAUGAGUGUUGAAGGAAGGCAAAUGUUGUCUUUCUUUUACAUAAUUCACAGGGAAAUCAAUUGGAAAAUCUCCCAAGGUUAGCUUCAUUUUUUUAUCAAGAGUUUCAACUUUUCUCUCAGUAAUUUCCUGCUUGUCUUGGAUCAACUUUUGCUGUUCAUGGUUCUCCUUCUUGAGAUCUUCAAAACUCAUUCUUAGUUCCCUAUUAUCUGUUUUGAGGUCCUCAGUUGUCUGUCGCAGUUCCUGAUUCUCUUUCUUGAGGGUCCUCAGUUGUCUGUCGCAGUUCCUGAUUCUCUUUCUUGAGGUCCUCAGUUGUCUGUCGCAGUUCCUGAUUCUCUUUCAGGAGGCUCUGUGUAACGGUAGCCAGCAGUGUCAGAUGUGUGACAGUGUCUGUCAUGUGCUCAGGCAUGUCUUUGCGAGGAAGUCUCACCUCACAACCGGCGUAGUGGAGUGGGCAGUCGAUUUCCGUGAGGGGACAUUCGUCUUUCACGUGGUUAUUCACAUUUUGUCUUUCAAAGGGAGCGUCUCGACAUUUGUUAGGGCAGGUAACAGGAUACUUGACACACUGAGGAUAGUGAUUUUUUGUAACAUCUUCAAAAGUGGAUUCAUAUUCGUGGCAGUGUUCACAGGAGUAAGGUCGCUUGGGACACACCCCCUUUUGGUGGGAAGCGAUGUGGCGACGCUGGAACCACUCCCCACACCCAUGCUCACACUCUAUCUCCACAAACUGACACCCAGUCAGCUGGUUCUCAGGAGAUGGAUCUUUAUUCAGGUGCUGUUCGUAUUCUCCAAGUUUCCCCGUCCAUUUACAGCCGUCCUUCUUGUGUGAGCACGACACCUCUUGUGCCUUCAGAUAUCUUUCUGAUCCCGUGGUGACGUAAGAAAGUAAAAUCAGACAGGUUACACAGGGGACACGGCUUGUUGUCUUCCUUUAUUCGCUCGAUGCAUUCGCGGCAAAACUCCUUUCCGCAGGGACAACUGAUGAGGCACGGUUCUUUCGGGAUUUGCAGGCAAAUCGGACACUCGAUCUGAAAAACAUCGGGCGGUGGCGUAACGAACUCACAGUCGUAUCCGCCACGGAUUCGGCUCUUUACGCGGGCGGCUCUAGCGCGAGCUGCCAUGCCAUGAGCCCACAAGGAACUCAGUAUUCUAUUUAAUACGCGCUUUCUCUGGUCACACGUCAUCAUGACGUGUAAGUAGUCUUCGACACGCAUGCGCAAGAGCGCUCCUGCAUGUAUUAUACACCAGUUUAUAGCCCAAAAUGUAUACAUAAUGCAGAAAACAGCCCUUGGUCUUAGAAGGGGACAUACAUGUCUUCACUAAAGCCCAGUUUCUCUAGGUUGGGGAGACAGGCAAACUUGAUCAUGGGUGGAGGUCCACACAUGAGGAUCUGAGAGGUCGGUCCAGGAGGAGGGAGGUGGGUGGACAUCAUUUCCCCACUAACAAACCCUGAACUGUACGACCAAUCUGAGAUACGAGCCAGAUGCAAAGCCCUCGAGACUACUCAUCCAUAGUAUAUACUACAGCAGUAAGAGGUGUGGCUCCGGAAGUGCCACGCCCACUUCUUCCAUUCCUGUAAGACUGUGAUGUAAUGGUUUCAUAAUUGUCUUGGAUAGAGCUCCUCUCUAAGGACACCUCACCAAUCAGGACACAUUAUUGAUGAUGUCAUCUUGAUUGUGUUAAUGAUGACAUCAUUAUUGAUUCCCAGGGGUUCCGAUAUCCUCGUCCCCUGAGUGAGCCUCCAUCGCGACCUCCUAGUGAGAUUGGAGAUGAUGAGGGUGACGAGCAGCAGUGACCUCUGGUAAUUGUUUUGUAGGUGUAUCUUUGCUGCUCAGAAAGGGGGAUUGCCUCCGAUCUGUACCCAUAAUGUUAUUGAUGAUCAUUGCGACCCCGUGCUGUGCAACAUUAGGAGAAUACAGCUCUUCAAUCGCAGGGAGGAUAGGGUUAAGAUAAUCUUCCAUCCAGAGUUCCUCUCUGCCACAAACCCCCUCUUCAAGAUGGACUACGAAGAAUUUGUUCGCGGCUGCCAUCUUGGCGUCUUCCCGUCUUAUAUGAACCAUGGGGAUACACUCCUGGUACAGAGUGGCUUGCCUCAGUUGGUGGAGCCCUCUCUAGAACACAGAGUGCUCUGCCUUACUCUGUAUGAGUG
Messenger RNA from Geodia barretti, 2236 nucleotides. Lineage: Eukaryota; Metazoa; Porifera; Demospongiae; Tetractinellida; Geodiidae. The record is from the annotation of a GenBank genome assembly.